AUCCGUAUUUUUUGCAACUCAGCGCUCCCAGUGCUCCGUCACCGCCUCUCUAUCUCUCUCUCGUCACUGAAACGGAAGCUGAAGCAGCAUAGUGGUUUGUUGUUGAUUGUUUCUACACAAGGAACCAUUUCCAUUGAUCUGCGUAUGGUUUCUAUUGGUUCCAAAGCUUUACCAAUGGGAAAACAUAAGACUAGUAAUUUAAGAGAGGAUGGGUUUUUGGCUGGGAAAGACAACCCUUAUAGCAAGAAAAGAAGCAUGCACCGAAAAUCUAUUAAGAAAACUGGUCUUGCUGGUGAUCAUUAUACUGAAAAUUUGUCUGGUGGCGUGCCCGAUAAAGCUGUGAAAACUCCAAAAAUAUCAAAGCAUCAGAAUGCUGUGAUGCCAGAAGCAUCAUUUCUCAGGAAACAGGUUGAUCCUGAGACAGCCACAUACUACUCAGAGAUUGCUAAUGUUAUUGAAGGUGCUGAAGUUGACUUAGAGGAAAGGUCAAUAAUUUGUGGUAAUGCAUUGGAAGAAAGUAGAGGAAAAGAAGUCAAACUUGCCACUGAUUAUGUCCUCAGCCACACUAUGCAAACCCUCCUCGAAGGUUGUGACGUGAACCACUUAUGUAACUUUCUUCAAAGCUGUGCAAAGGACUUCCCUCGUAUUGCAAUGGAUAGAUCUGGUUCUCAUGUUGCCGAGACAGCUCUCAAGUCUUUAGUUGUGCAUCUUCAAGAUGUUGAGACUCAUUCUCUCAUUGAAGAGACAAUAGCUAUUAUAUGCCGGGUGAUUGUUGAGGAUUCGGUUCAUAUGAUGUGCAACUGUUAUAGCUCUCAUGUUUUGAGGAGUCUUCUUUGUUUUUGUAAAGGAGUGCCAUUAGACUCUACCCAGUUUCAUGCCACGAAGUCAUCAAUUGUUCUUGCGGAGCGGUUGAAUUUCAGACAAUCUCAACCUGAUGAACAUGGUUCACAAUAUUUUCAGAAGGCCUUUCCAGAUCUAUUAAGAUUUGUUGUGUUAGGGAUGUUAAACCAUGCUGUAAAAGACAUUUCAACACUUCAAGAUCAGUACGGCAGUUUAGUUUUGCAGACUGCUCUAAAGUUAUUAGUCGGAAAUGAGGAAGUGUUGAUCCAAAUAAUUCCCAUUCUUCUUGGCUGCAAUGUGGAUAAUGCUGUUGAAGGGCAUUUUAUUGAAACAACUUCAGUGCAAAGCCUCCUAAGUUUGAUGAAGGAAACUGCAUAUAGCCAUUUAAUGGAGGUCAUCCUGGAAGUGGCUCCUGCAACCUUAUAUGAUGAACUGUUAACAAAAGUCUUCCAAAGUUCAUUGUUCAAGAUGUCAUCACAUCACUGUGGGAACUUUGUUGUCCAGGCAUUAGUUUCUCAUGCCAGAUGUGGAACUCAUAUGGAGCUUAUAUGGGAGGAACUUGGUCCAAAGUUUGAAGAUCUUCUUGGGAUGGGGAAACCAGGUGUCGUUGCAUCUCUUAUUGCUGCAAGUCAAAGGCUUCAUGUCUAUGAACAUAAGAGUUGUCAGGCCCUUGCUGCAGCUGUUUGUUCAGUGAAUGAGUCACCAGGAGGCAUUGUACCUCGGAUAUUAUUUCUUGAAAGCUACUUUAGCUGCAAUGAUAAAUCCAACUGGACCUGGCCACGUGGGGUGAAGAUGCACGUCAUGGGUUCUUUGAUCCUACAGUUGGUUUUUCAAUUUCCAAGUGAAUUCAUUCAGCCUUAUGUAUCAAGUAUCACAUCCAUGGAAGCUGACCAUGUUCUUGAAGCAUCCAAGGAUUCUAGGGGGCAAAGGGUUAUUGAAGGUUUUCUUAGUUCAAAUUCUUCUAGCAAACAAAAACGCAGAUUGGUUAUGAAGCUUAAGGGACAUUUUGGAGAGCUUGCAUUGCAUCCAUCAGGCUCAUUUACUGUUGAAAAGUGCUUCGAUGCCAGUAACAUAUCACUAAGAGAGGCAAUUGUAUCAGAAUUGGUAACUGUAGAAUCAGAACUCUUCAAGACUAAGCAGGGCCCUCUGCUAUUGAGGAAGUUUGAUGUUGAUGGAUAUGCUAAGCGACCUGAUCAAUGGAAGGCAAAACAGUCAUCAAGACAAUCAGCUUAUAAGGAGUUCUAUGCUAUAUUUGGCUCAAAAGAAACCAAGCCAAGCAAGGUUGACAGCUUUCUUGCAGAAGCUCCUCGUAUAUCACGGCCAGAAACAAUAAAGGAGAUGAGGAAAGAGAUUGACGCUUCCCUUGCUUCUGCAGCUGGACCAUCAUCCAGUAUGCAAUUUAUAGCCAAUGUGAACUCAACAUCCAAAAUGAAAAUAUCAGGCCAUAAGCAUCAUGCAGAAAGGGCCAAACAGAACGGUGAGACUUCUAUGAAACAUCUUAUGGAUGAUGAUGCUUCAAAAGGAAAAAACAAAAGGCAGAAAAGUAAGAAGCAUGGAAUUGAAAAUGUUGCCAUGGCUAAUAAGGCAACUGAUACCGUCAGCCACCAUCAGAAAACAUCCCAUUCUGCUGAUAUGAAAGAGAAGAAACGGCACAGGAAGGAUGACUCGUCCAAGAUAUCUCGAAAGAAGUUUAAAGCAUGAUACUUCCAUCCUGAAUGGGUAUCUCCCUCGUUUUAAUCUCUUACUUCAGUAUCUGAAUUUUGUCCACAGACUACGUAUUUAUGGUGCUUCCAUGUGGUUAUUUUAGAUUUAUCUACUCCGUGAUUGCUUUGUAACAGAAAUUAUGGUCUUUCCACAGACAGACAUAGAAACUUCUGUAUAUACAUCUGAAAAACUGCAAAAACAGUUCACUUCAAAAUUGUCAUUCCUGACAAAAAAAACAAAAUUGUAAACGAUUCCAAAAUACUAGUACGUAGCUCCAGCAGUAAACUGUACGAGACUAUUCUGCAGCAACAAAUAACGUGCAAUGAAGAAAGAACUGUAACAGAUAUGGAGGCAUUGUUGCUUGUUGCUUAAUAGUUGCUUCAGCCAUCUUCUGGAGGGGCUUAAACCUGGCUCAAGAACACAUGACAUUGAGUCAACGCAGCAAAUGGCGAAAAGUCUUGAACUGAUUAGGAGUUAGAAACUGCUUGUCCUGAGGUUUGGACCUGUCACAAGAACAGGAUAUCUGAGUCAAUGCAGCAAAUGGUGGAAACCCUGGUAUUGUUUUGUAGAUAAGCGUUACUUGUUCUGCUUUGGAUUCGAUCUGCUUGGGGGUAUCCUCCGAAAGCUGGAUUCCACCUUCCUGAAGGGAUCUCUCCUGCCUUCCUGCAAAUCUUUCAGAGCCUGGGAGGAAACCAUAGCCGAUGUCUGUGCUUUCUUGAGUAGGAGACGGGCUGUCUCGGCACCAUUAGGCCAGGAAAGCAGAAUCAGCACAAGCGCAAGAGCAAAAGCGGCAACUGAUCUGGAGCAGGACUUCAUGA
Molecule: messenger RNA, 3362 nt
Organism: Diospyros lotus (date-plum)
Lineage: Eukaryota; Viridiplantae; Streptophyta; Magnoliopsida; Ericales; Ebenaceae
Product: pumilio homolog 23
Exons: 11
Coding region: 145-2541 (798 amino acids)
Biological process (GO): ribosomal small subunit export from nucleus; endonucleolytic cleavage in ITS1 to separate SSU-rRNA from 5.8S rRNA and LSU-rRNA from tricistronic rRNA transcript (SSU-rRNA, 5.8S rRNA, LSU-rRNA); endonucleolytic cleavage to generate mature 5'-end of SSU-rRNA from (SSU-rRNA, 5.8S rRNA, LSU-rRNA)
Cellular component (GO): preribosome, small subunit precursor; 90S preribosome; nucleolus
Molecular function (GO): RNA binding
Source: RefSeq, a predicted model, not a curated record